This is a messenger RNA of Phalaenopsis equestris, 1165 nucleotides long. RefSeq lists its product as uncharacterized. The coding region runs from base 389 to 1165 and encodes 258 amino acids. The record is from RefSeq and is a predicted model, not a curated record. NCBI's taxonomy places the organism in Eukaryota, Viridiplantae, Streptophyta, Magnoliopsida, Asparagales, Orchidaceae. The transcript is spliced from 2 exons.
AACUUCAACCCUCCUUUUAAGAAAUAAAUCAAUGUAUUAUUAUUAUUAUUAUAAACUUGUGGGGUAUAAGUUUCAAUAUUCAUGAUAGGCCGGCAGCAAUUUGACACGGUAUAGAGUAAAAUAUUUAUUUCAAGACAUGGUUUAGAUUCUAGAAAUAUCCCAAGAAAGAGAAGACAUCUCCUUCCAACUCGCCUAUUCAUCUGUUCGAAAACUAUCUGUCUCUAUUAUUAUAAGUAUUAGAUCACCACUUUAACUCGCAGGAGGAAGAAAUCAGAACGCGAAGGUUUGAAGAAAAUUUCGAGAAAAAAAAAACAGAGAAUUUGAAUUUCAUGAAUCCAUCACAAGGAGAUUGAUUUCUGUACUGCUUUCAAUCUACUGAUUGGCUAAGAUGGGCUGCGGUUCUUCCAAAAGCUUAGCGAAGUCGGUAAGCACCAGAGAAGAAUUCAUUGCACCUUUACAGAAGAAAACAAGCGGGUAUGAAGAAAUACUAGUCUCCAAGAACGCAACAGAUCACCAAUUUAUAACUCUCCUCUGCACUCCCAGCACUCUAGCCAAACAGCUCAAAGAACAGGAAUCCCCAAAACAAUCCUCUCCCAUCAGAAAUAAUAAUGCAACACAGACAGAAAGCUUUAAUUCUCCGUACCCUGUAAUCGAAGCCGAGGAAUCUGAAAAUAACAUAGAGACAAUCAAUUCAUGGGAGUUGCUGGCUGGUCUAGAAGAUGAAGAUGAAGUAGAAACAGGAUCUUCAAAGAGCUUGAACACAAUCAAACAGUGUUCUGAAAGUUCAAGGUGUGAUGUCGACAAACAAGACGAAACCCUAGCCGCGAAACAAGAAGGCGAAGGCGAUAAGGGAGUGAGGAGGAAGUUCAUGGCCGCCGAGCUUGCGGCAUUGAAAGUGCCUGCGAUGGGGUUUGCGAGAACAGGGAGCUUGAGAGACUGGCUGACGCAGGGAGGGCAAGCGACGUCUAAUGGAUCGCAUGUGAGGACUAAGCAUGGAAGUUCUGAGCAUCCGGGAGGAAAAAGAAGUGGUGAUGGUUGUGAGGAGAAUGCGUUUCAUCCAGAUCUGGUUGCUCAGCUUGAGCAAGCAAUGGAAGAUCUGACAAUGGAGGAGGAGGAGAUUUUGAGCCAGAUUGUGGAGAAAUGGGAGGGCCUGAGAGUCCUGUAA